GGCGGCGGCGCGUGCGCACUCGGGGCACGGGGGGGGCCGAGUUGGGUCCGUGUCGCUGGCGCGUCCUCCGCCUGUCGCGACAUCAGGGCGGCGAUAAUGGUGGAUUACCACAGCGCGGGGCAGCCCCACCCGUACGGCGGGAACGGGCCCGGCCCUAAUGGCGACUACAUGGCCCAGGAGGACGAUUGGGAUCGGGAUCUACUCCUGGACCCCGCCUGGGAGAAACAGCAGCGCAAGACGUUCACGGCCUGGUGCAACUCCCACCUGCGCAAGGCCGGCACGCAGAUCGAGAACAUCGACGAGGAUUUCCGCGACGGGCUCAAGCUGAUGCUGCUGCUCGAGGUCAUCUCAGGGGAGCGGCUCCCGAAGCCCGAGCGGGGCAAGAUGAGGGUGCACAAGAUCAACAACGUCAACAAGGCCCUGGACUUCAUCGCCAGCAAAGGCGUCAAGCUCGUCUCCAUCGGCGCCGAGGAGAUCGUGGACGGCAACGCCAAGAUGACGCUGGGCAUGAUCUGGACGAUCAUCCUGCGCUUCGCCAUCCAGGACAUCUCCGUGGAAGAGACCUCGGCCAAGGAGGGGCUCCUGCUCUGGUGCCAGCGGAAAACGGCUCCGUACAAGAACGUCAACGUCCAGAACUUCCACAUCAGCUGGAAGGACGGGCUGGCCUUCAACGCCCUCAUCCACCGGCACCGCCCGGAGCUGAUCGAGUACGACAAGCUGCGGAAGGAUGAUCCUGUCACCAACCUCAACAACGCCUUCGAGGUGGCCGAGAAGUACCUGGACAUUCCCAAGAUGCUGGACGCCGAGGACAUCGUGAACACGGCGCGCCCGGACGAGAAGGCCAUCAUGACCUACGUGUCCAGCUUCUACCACGCCUUCUCCGGGGCCCAGAAGGCGGAGACGGCGGCCAAUCGGAUCUGCAAAGUUCUGGCUGUGAACCAGGAGAACGAGCAGCUCAUGGAGGACUACGAGCGCCUGGCCUCGGAUCUGCUGGCGUGGAUCCAGCGCACCAUCCCCUGGCUGGAGGCCCGCGACCCCCAGAAGACGAUCCCGGCCAUGCAGCAGAAGCUGGAGGAUUUCCGCGAGUACCGGCGGGUGCACAAACCCCCCAAGGUGCAGGAGAAGUGUCAGCUCGAGAUCAACUUCAACACCCUGCAGACCAAGCUGCGCCUCAGCGGCCGGCCCGCCUUCAUGCCCUCCGAGGGCAGGAUGGUCUCGGACAUCGGGGCAGGCUGGCAGCGCCUGGAGCAGGCCGAGAAGGGCCACGAGGAGUGGCUGCUGACGGAGCUGCGGCGCCUGGAGCGCCUGGAUCACCUGGCCGAGAAAUUCCGGCAGAAAGCCUCGAUCCACGAGGGGUGGACGGAAGGUAAGGAGGUGGCCCUGCGGGACCGGGACUCGGGCACGGCCUCCCUGGCCCAGGUGCGGGCGCUGCUCCGCAAGCACGAGGCCUUCGAGUCGGACCUGGCGGCGCACCAGGACCGGGUGGAGCAGAUCGCAGCCAUCGCCCAGGAGCUCAACGAGCUGGAUUACUACGACUCCCCGAGCGUCAACGCGCGCUGCCAGAAGAUCUGUGACCAGUGGGACCUGCUGGGCUCGCUGACCCACAGCCGCCGGGAGGCGCUCGAGCAAACGGAGAAGCAGCUGGAGACCAUCGACGAGCUGCACCUGGAGUACGCCAAGCGCGCGGCGCCCUUCAACAACUGGAUGGAGAGCGCCAUGGAGGACCUGCAGGACAUGUUCAUCGUGCACACCAUCGAGGAGAUCCAGGGCCUGAUUGCUGCCCACGACCAGUUCAAGUCGACGCUGCCGGACGCGGACAAGGAGCGGGAGGCGAUCCUGGGCAUCCAGCGGGAGGCGCAGCGCCUGGCGGAGCUGCACGGGCUGCAGCUGCCCGCCGGCAACCCCUACACCUCGGUCACGCCCCAGAUCAUCAACUCCAAGUGGGAGCGGGUGCAGCAGCUGGUGCCCAAGCGGGACCAGGCGCUGCAGGAGGAGCAGAGCCGGCAGAACUCCAACGAGCACCUGCGGCGGCAGUUCGGGAGCCAGGCCAACCGCGUGGGGCCCUGGAUCCAGACCAAGAUGGAGGAGAUCGGCCGGAUCUCCAUCGAGAUGAACGGGACCCUGGAGGACCAGCUGAACCACCUGAAGGAGUACGAGGAGAACAUCGUGGAGUACAAACCCAACCUGGAGCUGCUGGAGCAGCAGCACCAGCUGGUGCAGGAGGCGCUCAUCUUCGACAACCAGCACUCCAACUACACCAUGGAGCACCUGCGCGUGGGCUGGGAGCAGCUGCUGACCACGAUCGCCCGGACCAUCAACGAGGUGGAGAACCAGAUCCUGACCCGCGACGCCAAGGGCAUCAGCCAGGAGCAGAUGCAGGAGUUCCGCGCCUCCUUCAACCACUUCGACAAGGACCACGGUGGUGCCCUGGGCCCGGAGGAGUUCAAGGCCUGCUUGAUCAGCCUGGGCUACGACGUCGAGAACGACCGGCAGGGUGACGCGGAAUUCCAGCGGAUCAUGGCCGUGGUGGAUCCCAACGGCAGCGGCAGCGUCACCUUCCAGGCCUUCAUCGACUUCAUGUCCCAGGAAACCACGGACACGGACACGGCCGAGCAGGUCAUCAACAGCUUCCGCGUGCUGGCCGGGGACAAGAACUACAUCACGGCGGCCGAGCUGCGGCGGGAGCUGCCGGCGGCGCAGGCCGAGUACUGCAUCGCCCGCAUGGCGCCCUACCCCGCCGACGGCGUCCCCGGAGCCCUGGACUACAAAUCCUUCUCCACGGCGCUCUACGGCGAGAGCGACCUCUGAGCGGGCCCCUGAGAGAGAUCCCCUGGAUCCCUCAGGAUCCCCCAGGAUCCUGGAUCCCUGAGGGUCCCCAAGGAUCUCGGAUCCCCCAGAUCCCCCAGGAUUCCCGAGGAUCCCGGAUCCCCAGGGGUCCCUGAUGGUCCCAGAUCCCCCAGGAUUCCCGGAUCCCCAAGGGUCCCUGAUGGUCCCAGAUCCCCCAGGAUCCCUGAGGAUCCCAGAUCCCUGAGGGCCCUGACAGUCCUGGAUCCCCGAUGGUCCCUGAGGAUCCCGGAUCCCUGAAAGUCCAGGAUCCCCGAGGUUCCCCCAGGAUCCCUGACGGUCCCUGGCGUCCUGGAUCCCCCAGGAUCCCAGAUCCCUGACGGUCCCGGAUCCCCAAGGAUCCCCGGGGGUCCCCCAGGAUCCCAGAUCCCUGACGAUCCUGGAUCCCCGAGGGUCCCCCAGGACCCCCCAGGAUCCCAGAUCCCUGACGAUCCUGGAUCCCCGAGGGUCCCCCAGGACCCCCCAGGAUCCCGGAUCGCCGACCCCCCCCUCCCCCCCGCCCGCCUCCUACUAUGCAACAGUUGAUUGAUCUUGGGAUAUUUCGGGAUGCAAUUCCCACUUUUCCUCGGGUUCCGCCUCCCUCCCGCGGGGCCCGGCAGCGCCCGGAAAUGGAAAUGGAUCUUUUUGGUAACGGGACGCAGAGAGAGAGAGAAAUUCCCGCUGUUUCUCACGGGAUCAGCGGCGCAGCCCGAGGGUUCCCUCUCCCCUCACGUUUCCCCCACUUCUCACGUAAUUUAUGGCUUUUUCCAGAGGGGAAAAAUUCGGGGUUUUGGGGGGGGUUUGGGGUUUUUUUUUUUUUAGGUUUUUCACUCACAUUCCCACCUCGGAGCAGCGUUUUGUGGACCAAAAAAAAAUGGGGGAAAUAAGGGGGGGGGGGGGAGGGAAAAAAGGUGAGAAAUGCGAAGCACGGAAAAAAUUAGGAGGAAAAAAUGUGGAGAGAGAUGGAAAAUUAGGAAAAAAAUAAAGAGAAAUGAAAAAUGUGGAAAAAUUAGGAGAGGAAUGAGGAAAAUCAUGUCGAAAUCUGGAGGAAUACAGAAAAACUAUGGGAAAAUAAUGAUAAAUAAAGAAGAGUAAGGAGAAAAA
Molecule: messenger RNA, 3927 nt
Organism: Haemorhous mexicanus (house finch)
Lineage: Eukaryota; Metazoa; Chordata; Aves; Passeriformes; Fringillidae
Gene: ACTN4
Product: actinin alpha 4
Biological process (GO): actin cytoskeleton organization; muscle cell development
Cellular component (GO): cortical actin cytoskeleton; Z disc; cell junction
Molecular function (GO): calcium ion binding; actin filament binding
Source: RefSeq, a predicted model, not a curated record